Varanus komodoensis (Komodo dragon) is the source of this 1381-nucleotide messenger RNA. RefSeq names its product chromosome unknown C11orf96 homolog (gene CUNH11orf96). Bases 339 to 710 code for a protein of 123 amino acids. NCBI's taxonomy places the organism in Eukaryota, Metazoa, Chordata, Lepidosauria, Squamata, Varanidae. The record is from RefSeq and is a predicted model, not a curated record. The transcript has a single exon.
GACGCGGCGCGGAGAGCCUAAGCCCGAGCAAGCAAAAGAGCGAGCCAGUCUGGAGCUGCGGCUGAGCAGGGGGAGACGCGAACGGCUUCAGGCACUGCUGUGGAGCGGAUCGCGGGGCAGAGGCGGGAUUAUUCUUCUGUUGUGGUUGUUCUGCGCGGGACGCGACAGACGCGGCGGCGGCUUUCCCGCGCUUUUCUAGUCCCUCCUCUCCGCGCCGCUGAGGGGCAACUCCGAGCAGCGAAGGCGCAGCGGCCGACCGCCGGCAAGUGCUGCCCAGCCCGCGCCGCGCUCCUCUCGACCCAGGGCGCUUCUGUUGUCCGGCUGUACCUCGGGCAAGCAUGAUGGCAGCCGCCAAGCCCGCCGAGGUGAUGGGCAUCUGCUCGAGCUACCAGGCGGUCAUGCCGCACUAUGUGUGCAUUACCGAGGAGUUCCCCCAGCCCAUCCGGCCGGCCAAGCUACCCAAGGGCAAGCUGCGCAGACCGCGCCAGUCCCGGUUCAAGACGCAGCCGGUGACUUUCGACGAGAUCCAAGAGGUGGAAGAGGAAGGGGUCUCCCCGAUGGAGGAGGAGAAAGCCAAGAAGUCCUUCCUGCAGUCCCUCGAGUGCCUCCGCCGCAGCACGCAGAACCUCAGCCUGCAGAGAGAGAAGCUGAGCAGCUGCAGCCGGCUGCGGAACAGCCUGGACUCCAGCGACUCCGACUCGGCCCUCUGAGGCGGGCGCGCCUGGCGGCCUCGCGCCGCGGGGCCCGGGACUGUCGCUCGCCCCGCCCGCGCUGCCCCGGCGCUGUGCUUCAUACUGAAGUCGGCAGGUAACCCCCGAGAGGAGCUGCGAGGAGGAUCCUUUUUAGGGCGGAAAGGGACGGUUUCUGGGGAGACCCGGCUGCAGACAGCGACAGCGGUUGGCUCUUCCCUUUGCAAGAAACGGCCACGGACGCUCCCUCUUUAUUUUGUAUGCUAUAUCCCGAACCUAGUUGACAGAGACUUGGAAGGACGGAGAUUCCUUUCCCUUUUGCUUUUCUUCCUUCCUUCUUUCCUUUUUUUUUUUAAAAAGAGACGGACAGAUAUUGAGUGUGAAUGUGCUAGAUUAAGAAAGCGGUUUGCAAGUGACAUAAAGAUCGAUUUCUUUUUCUAAGAAAAUGCUUCUAUGUAUGUUUCUACCUUGCCUGUUUUUUCCCUUUAAAAAAUAUAGGUGGUGGAAUUAAAAUUGCACAUCUUUUUCUAAUGUUAAGAAAACAAAUUGAGAUGUUUUAUGGAUGCAAUCAGCUGCUGGAUUUGUAUUUAUUUUUGCAUUUAAACUUGUGACUGCAUUAAUUUAAUAUGUUUCUACCUGAAUGUCUGUAAUUAUUUCCACAAAAGAAAUAAAACCGAUAUAUUUGCACAAUG